Molecule: messenger RNA, 351 nt
Organism: Anisakis simplex (herring worm)
Lineage: Eukaryota; Metazoa; Nematoda; Chromadorea; Rhabditida; Anisakidae
Source: the annotation of a GenBank genome assembly
AUGGAACAGGUGGAAAUGAAGACGUUCUUGUUGCAGCACCUCUCUUCAUCGUCUUCGGCGAACAUUUCGUCGUUGCACCAUCACGGACAUAAUCAGUUCCCAUUAUCGCAAAGCCAACAAACACAACAACUCUCCGCAACACACCAUACACAACUGCAUCAUGGACUGUCCGCAUCCACAGCGAUCACAUCGCAUCACACACAUAUUCCGAGCAUUAAUUCAUCAUCGCCACUUCUUACGUCUGCUGCUGCGGCUGCUGCUGCUGCUGCAGCCCUUCAGCAGCAGCAACACAGGAAUACAUCUCCAUCGAUUUCCGGACCGAUCAGUGGAACUUCAGCCGCAGCAGCAGCA